This is a messenger RNA of Patiria miniata (bat star), 2577 nucleotides long. RefSeq names its product phospholipid scramblase 1-like. NCBI's taxonomy places the organism in Eukaryota, Metazoa, Echinodermata, Asteroidea, Valvatida, Asterinidae. Gene Ontology annotation, molecular function: phospholipid scramblase activity. The record is from RefSeq and is a predicted model, not a curated record. Gene Ontology annotation, biological process: plasma membrane phospholipid scrambling. The transcript is spliced from 7 exons. The coding region runs from base 78 to 893 and encodes 271 amino acids. Gene Ontology annotation, cellular component: plasma membrane.
GUUGGAAAGCCUACUACUAUCUACUACUGCUGUUAUUGUUAAGGUUUCAAACUUGCUUCAAAGGUCACGAUAUAGUGAUGGAUCCUCAACAACAAACUGCUGGUGGCAUGGCAGCACCACCUGGUAACUGGCCAGCUACGGCUCCUCCACCUGCCCCAGGUAGCUUGGAGGCAGGGCUCCAAGUUCAAGCUGCUCAAGUCCCUUCAGACUGUCCUCCAGGAUUAGAAUACCUUACACAGAUUGAUCAAUUGUUGGUUCAUCAGCAAGUUGAACUCCUUGAAGCAUUUGUGGGUUUUGAAACGAACAACAAAUAUACUGUGAAAAACACUCUUGGACAGCAAGUUUUCUAUGCUGUAGAAGACACCAAUUGUUGCACUCGAAACUGUUUGGGAAAUUGGAGGUGUUUUGAUAUGAAGAUACUGGAUAAUGCAACCAGGGAGGUGGUGCAUUUGAACCGUGGCCUGAGAUGCACUAGCUGCUGGUGUCCAUGCUGCCUGCAGAAAAUGGAAGUAACAUCACCGCCAGGCACAGUUGUUGGCUAUGUGUGUCAGUCAUGGAGUAUGUGCUUUCCUAAAUUCACCAUAGAAGAUGCAAGUGGAACAACUAUUUUGCGCAUUGAAGGACCACUGUGCACCUGGAACCUUUGUGGAGAUGUCGAGUUUGAUGUUCUUUCAGCAGAUGGUAACACAAAAGUUGGGAAAAUAUCAAAGCAGUGGAGUGGAUUUGCCAAAGAAGCAUUCACUGAUGCUGAUAACUUCGGUAUUUCGUUUCCGAUGGAUUUGGACGUGAAAAUGAAGGCGGUUAUGUUGGGAGCAUGCUUCCUGAUUGACUUCAUGUUUUUUGAACGAUCUGGAAAUAAGAAAGACCAAAAGAAGGCUGGUAUGUUGCACUAAAUUAUAUCAAGUUUCAAAGUAUCUGGUGAGUAUAUGGGUCAAAAGGACGUUAGACAUCUGAUGCUCAAGAUUUAAAAUUUUUAUCUUUUUUUUCACAUCGUAUUUUCAUUAUUGUAUAAUAGUCACUUUUUUUCAAUGAUACAUCAUUGCAUAUUUUUUUCUGAUAGGCUGUCUGAAAACAAACAUAUACAGUUUUGCCUUACGUAGAGCUUGUUAAUAGAUUAGUAUAUAUUUACCUCAAGGCAUCGAUUUAUGUCAUGCAAGAUUUCAAACAACCAGGGUUUAAAAAAUAUAUAUAUCUGUAAAUGUAAGACAUUAUGUAGAUUUCUGUGACCUAAACCUUUGAAAUAUGGCUAUUUUUAGAAAAUGGAACACUCCACUUUGGCAAGUCUCUUGUAUCUCCAUUUCAUUCUUUGUAACAGAAAUGAAACAUUGGACCGAUGCAUCUUAUGCGGUCAUGUUGUCUUUGAAGCACAAAACCAGUACAUUGGAUAAAGUAGUAGGUGCAAGCAAAACAAACAGUCAUUUGCCGACUUGAAAUUGUCUGUUUUUAGAGGCUAGCUCAGAAGCAUAACAUUCACAAUCUUGUGCUGUUUCUCUGACUGCAAUGUAGUUUCUGGACUUACAAGAUUUGUUAAACCGGUGAAAACCGUUGGAUGGAGGUAUUCGUGAUGAUAUGGUACAGCUUCUCUGUUAAUGGUAAAGUGAUUACAAUGACAGGUUGCCCCUUGACUAUUUGGGGUUCAAGAUCAUGGUGCUUUUACUGAGACAUGUCAUGGUGUCAGCUACUGAGACAUGCGGCACUUCAAAGAAACCUUGUAUCACUGCAACCAAGUUGUAAUUGAUAAAGUCCUUUGCAGAAAGUGGUCCUUCAAGUGAUGUUCCUAUUUGAUGUACAAUCAGCCGGUGUGUUGUUUAACUACAGGAUGACCAUGUCACUACCCACACGACUCUCUGUCAUGAUGCCUUCUCCUUCCUCUUCUGCUCAAGAGUUGUCCUGUUUUGUUUUCUUGUGGCAUUCCUCAUGCAUAUUGAAUAUGAAUUGAUGGAAUAUUUUGUAGUCACUGCAAAAAAAAAGUAUAUUUCUUAUUGUCCAGUGAGGUCGUCGUGAUAAAGGAUAAAAAAAAAUUAUACAAAAUCAUACAAAUCAAUUUAACUGUUUUCCGUUUUGUGUUGGGGAGCCAUACAUAACAAAAAUCAGAAAGUAAUUUCAUUACAUAGAAUAAGACUUAUUUUAAAAUAUAAGUAACGUCAUGAGAAUCAAUAUUCAUAUGAUUAUCUAUAAUAACCAAGGUGCAUGAGUUGCAUGGUUAAAUAAAUUACUGUAGUUACAUUAACUUUUAUUGUCUCGCCUGAACUUUGUUCAGGAAAGAGACUAUGUAGCAUGUAUGUAUGUAUGUAUGUAUGUAUGCGGUAUUUUGGUUGAAGUUCGUAAAAUUGGUCUCAUUGCAAAAAGUUGAAGUCCAAUUGGAACCAAACUUGGGUCAUAGAUGCAACAUGGCAACCUUCAUACUGAUUAGUCCACUCUUUAAAAGAUAAUCGCGAAAGCAGGCAGGACUCAUGGUUCGAGAACAAUCUGGUUUAAAUAAAUAGAAGUAAAUUAUACUCACUGUUACUGCAUGAAUGUGUUUUACGUAUCUGUAUUCAAAUCGUUUAAUAAUAGUUUGCACCCAGUGCUACUUUA